Messenger RNA from Iphiclides podalirius (scarce swallowtail), 576 nucleotides. The record is from the annotation of a GenBank genome assembly. NCBI's taxonomy places the organism in Eukaryota, Metazoa, Arthropoda, Insecta, Lepidoptera, Papilionidae.
AUGUUUUCAACUAAAGUGUUAUCUCUCGUUAAAUUAAACAACACUCUAAAAAUACACAGAAUAAAAACAGUGGUACCUCUCCUUCAAAAUAAUAUAAAACGACACAAGAAUGAUUUGCAUGAACCAGAUUAUUUAAUAAGUAUGGAACCGGAUGAGCCAGUAUAUGACUGUUUAAAUUUACAACUAAAGGGAUAUGAUUUUGCAUUGUUAGAAUCUUGCCAAGCUGAAAUACACCGUUUCGCUGAAGUAAUGGGAAUACAAGUUGAUGAGUGUUGGGCGACACCUGCACAACAAUUGAAAGUACAGCGCUUUAAACCCAAAGGAACUGUUGUGGAUGCAGAAUACAACCUCAAUGUUUAUGAAAGAAAUGUGCAGGUUGUUGAUGUACCUGCUUGGGCAUUAGGUACAUUACUUCGAGUUGCAAGAGCAAUAUUGCCAGAGGGAUGCUCUUUGAAUGUCCAUGAGCACACUGUGGAACAUGAAGAAAUCCGUUAUGUUCCUGAUAAUGAGCUUCUAGACCUGAAACAGCAACUAGAAGAUAUGGGUGGUAGUCGUCCAGAAAAGAAGAAGCGAAAA